ACCAGUGAACCCACCUCAACAAGUACCACAAAAACCAGUGAACCAACAUCAACAAGUACCACAGAAACCAGUGCAACCACCUCAACAAGUACCACUGAAACCACUGAACCCACCUCAACAAGUAUCACUGAAACCACUGAACCCACUUCAACAAGUACCACAGUAACCAGUGAAACCACCUCAACAUCCACCACAAAAACCAGUACCACAGAAACCAGUGGAAGUACCUCAAAAAGCACCACCAAAACUAGUAAACCCACUUCAACAAUUACCACAAAAACCAGUGAAACCACCUCAACAAGUACCACUGAAACCACUGAACCCACCUCAACAAGCACCACAAAAACCAGUGAACCCACUUCAACAAAUACCACAGAAACCAGUGGAAGUACCUCAACAAGCACCACCAAAACCAGUGAACCCACUUCAACAAGUACCACAGAAACCAGUGCAACCACCUCAACAUCCACCACAGAAACCAGUGAACCCAAUUCAACAAUUACCACAGAAACCAGUGCAAGCAACGCAACAAGUACCACAAAAACCAGUGAAACCACCUCAACAAGUACCACUGAAACCACUGAACCCACCUCAACAAGUAUCACCGAAACCACUGAACCCACCUCAACAAGCACCACAAAAACCAGUGAACCCACUUCAACAAGUACCACAGAAACCAGUGGAAGUACCUCAACAAGCACCACCAAAACCAGUGAACCCACUUCAACAAGUACCACAGUAACCAGUGAAACCACCUCAACAUCCACCACAAAAACCAGUGAAACCACUUCAAUAAGCACCACAGAAACCAGUGCAACCACCACAACAAGUACCACAGAAACCAGUGCAAGUACCACAACAAGCACCACCUCAACAAGUACCACUGAAACCACUGAACCCACCUCAACAAGUAUCACUGAAACCACUGAACCCACCUCAACAAGCACCACAAAAACCAGUGAACCCACUUCAACAAGUACCACAGUAACCAGUGAAACCACCUCAACAUCCACCACAAAAACCACUGAAAUCACUUCAAUAAGCACCACAGAAACCAGUGCAACCACCACAACAAGUACCACAGAAACCAGUGCAAGUACCACAACAGCAACCACCUCAACAAGUACCACAAAAACCAGUGAAACCACCAAAACAAGCACCACAAAAACCAGUGAGCCCACUUCAACAAGUACCACAGAAACCACCACCUCAACAACUACCACAAAAACCAGUGAAACCACCUCAACAGGUACCACUGAAACCACUGAACCCACCUCAACAAGUACCACCAAAACCACUGAACCCACCUCAACAACCACCACAAAAAGCAGUGAACCUACCUCAACAAUUACCACAGAAACCAGUGGAAGUACCUCAACAAGCACCACCAAAACCAGUGAUCCCACUUCAACAAGUACCACAGAAACCAGUACAACCACCUCAACAAGCACCACAAAAACCAGUGAAACCACUUCAACAGGUACCACAGACACCAGUGCAACCACUGCAACAAGCACCACAAAAACCACCACUUCAACAAGUACCACAGACACCAGUGCAACCACCGCAAAAACCAGUGAAACCACCUCAACAGGUACCACAGAAACCCGUGAAACCACUUCAACAAGUACCACCAAAACCAGUGAAUCCACCUCAACAAGCACCACAAAAACCAUAACCAGUGAAACCACCUCAACAUCCACCACAAAAACCAGUGAAACCACUUCAAUAAGCACCACAGAAACCAGUGCAACCACCACAACAAGUACAACAGAAACCAAAACCAGUGCAACCACCUCAACAAGUACCACAAAAACCAGUGAAACCACCUCAACAAGUACCACUGAAACCACUGAACCCACCUCAACAAGUAUCACCGAAACCACUGAACCCACCUCAACAAGCACCACAAAAACCAGUGAACCCACUUCAACAAGUACAACAAAAACCAGUGGAAGUACCUCAACAAGCACCACCGUACCACAGAAAGCACUGAGCCCACCUCAACAAACACCACAAGAAACACAGAUCCCACUUCAACAAGUACCACAGAAACCAGUGGAAGCACCACAACAAGCACGACAGAAACCAGUGAAACCACCUCAACAGGUACAACAGAACCAGUGUGCACACCUCAACAAGCACAAAAACCAUGAACCCACUUCAACAAGUACCACACAAACCAGUGGAAAUACCUCAGCAAGCACCACCAAAACCUGUGAACCCACUUCAAUAAGUACAACAGAAACCAGUGAAAGUACCUCAACAAUCAAAACAGCAACCAGUCAAACCACAUUUGUUACGAGAGAAACCAGUGAACCCACCUCAACAAGUACCACAAAAACCAGUGAACCAACUUCCACAAGUACCACAGAAACCAGUGCAACCACCUCAACAAGUACCACUGAAACCACUGAACCCACCUCAACAAGUAUCACCGAAACCACUGAACCCACCUCAACAAGCUCCACAAAUACCAGUGAACCCACUUCAACAAGUACCACACAAACCAGUGGAAGUACCUCAACAAGCACCACCAAAACCAGUGAACCCACUUUAACAAGUACCACAGUAACCAGUGAAACCACCUCAACAUCCGCCACGAAAACCAGUGAAACCACUUCAAUAAGCACCAUAGAAACCAUUGCAACCACCACAACAAAAACCAGUGAACCCACCUCAACAAGUACCACAAAAACCAGUGAACCAACAUCAACAAGUACCACAGAAACCAGUGCAACCACCUCAACUAGUACCACUGAAACCACUGAACCCACCUCAACAAGUAUCACUGAAACCACUGAACCCACUUCAACAAGUACCACAGUAACCAGUGAAACCACCUCAACAUCCACCACAAAAACCAAAACCAGUGCAACCACCUCAACAAGUACCACAAAAACCAGUGAAACCACCUCAACAAGUACCACUGAAACCACUGAACCCACCUCAACAAGUAUCACCGAAACCACUGAACCCACCUCAACAAGCACCACAAAAACCAGUGAACCCACUUCAACAAGUACAACAAAAACCAGUGGAAGUACAUCAACAAGCACCACCAAAACCAGUGAACCCACUUCAACAAGUACCACAGUAACUAGUGAAACCACCUCAACAUCCACCACAAAAACCAGUGAAACCACUUCAAUAAGCACCACAGAAACCAGUGCAACCACCACAAGUACCACAGAAACCAGUGCAAGUACCACAACAUCAACAAGUACCACAAAAACCAGUGAACCAACUUCAACAAGUACCACAGAAACCAGUGCAACCACCUCAACAAGUACCACUGAAACCACUGAACCCACUACCACUGAAACCACUGAACCCACCUCAACAAGUAUCACCGAAACCACUGAACCCACCUCAACAAGCACAACAAAAACCAGAGAACCGACUUCAACAAGUACCACAUAAACCAGUAUAAGUACCUCAACAAGCACCACCAAAACCAGUGAACCCACUUCAACAAGUACCACAGAAACCAGUGAAACCACCUCAACAAGUACCACUGAAACCACUGAACCCACUUCAACAAGUAUCACUGGAACCACUGAAUCCACCUCAACAAGCACCACAAAAACCAGUGAACCCACUUCAACAAGUACCACAGAAACCAGUGGAAGUACCUCAACAAGCACCACCAAAACCAGUGAACCCACUUCAACAAGUACCACAGAAACCAGUGCAACCACCUCAACAUCCACCACAACAAAAACCAGUGAACCCACUUCAACAAGUACCACAGAAACCAGUGGAAGUACCUCAACAAACACCACAGAAACCAGUGAAGCCACCUCAACAACUACCACAAAAACCAGUGAAACCACCUCAACAGGUACCACUGAAACCACUGAACCCACCUCAACAAGUACCACCAAAACCACUGAACCCACCUCAACAAUCAUCACAAAAAGCAGUGAACCUACCUCAACAAUUACCACAGAAACCAGUGGAAGUACCUCAACAAGCACCACCAAAACCAGUGAUCCCACUUCAACAAGUACCACAGAAACCAGUACAACCACCUCAAAAAGUACCACAAAAACCAGUGAAACCACUUCAACAGGUACCACAGACACCAGUGCAACCACUGCAACAAGCACCACAAAAACCAGUGAACCCACUUCAACAAGUACCACAGAAACCAGUGGAAGUACCUCAACAAGAACCACCAAAACCAGUGAACCCACUUCAACAAGUACCACAGUAACCAGUGAAACCACCUCAACAUCCACCACAAAAACCAGUGAAACCACUUCAAUA
Molecule: messenger RNA, 4272 nt
Organism: Carcharodon carcharias (great white shark)
Lineage: Eukaryota; Metazoa; Chordata; Chondrichthyes; Lamniformes; Lamnidae
Product: mucin-2-like
Exons: 15
Source: RefSeq, a predicted model, not a curated record